This is a messenger RNA of Meleagris gallopavo (turkey), 514 nucleotides long. The record is from RefSeq and is a predicted model, not a curated record. NCBI's taxonomy places the organism in Eukaryota, Metazoa, Chordata, Aves, Galliformes, Phasianidae.
AACCUUUUGCAAAGAAUGGGGGGGAAAUCCUUAAUAUUUUCAAUUCUUUUUUCUUUAUAGUCCGAAUUUGAGGCAGAACUGAAGUCUGCUGGUGAGAAGCUUGUAGUGGUUGAUUUCUCUGCCACAUGGUGUGGACCAUGCAAAAUGAUCAAGCCAUUUUUCCAUAGUUUGUGUGACAAGUUUGGUGAUGUGGUGUUCAUUGAAAUUGAUGUGGAUGAUGCCCAGGAUGUUGCUACACACUGUGAUGUGAAGUGCAUGCCAACAUUCCAGUUCUACAAGAAUGGAAAGAAGGUGCAGGAAUUUUCUGGGGCCAAUAAAGAGAAGCUGGAAGAGACCAUUAAAAGUCUUGUCUAAUCUCCAGCCACGGAGGCGUCGGAGCAUGUCUGGGGAUCGGCUAACUCAUAGCCCAUAACUUUUCUACUUCAAAAAAAUCCAACUACUUAACCUAUCUAGUCUGGUGGAAACUAUCCUCUGAUCAAUGUAAAUGAGUACAAUAAAGUGUAAAUUCUUCACA